AUGAUGAAGAAUAACGAGGGAAAAGUGGUAGAUAAGAGCAGGAUUGUUCCUGUGUCGAUCAUAUUUGUGGAUUUGAAGAGAGAACAUGUUUCCCUUCGUAAUAAAGUGAAACUCACAUUUGAGUCAUUUGUUGAUUUAGGUGUUUUAAAGUCUAUUCAGUUUCUGGGUGCUGAAUAUGAACUUUUGAAAACACCUGUUGUCAAUUUUGAGUCAACUAAUGAAGAAGAGCUUCAAGUUAUAUGCUCCGAUUCUUCUAAAAAACAAUUUAAAUUUGAUUAUUUAUUCAAACCUGAACAUAAUCAAGAUGUUGUUUUUGCACAAACAAAAUCUAUUGUUGGAUCAAUAUUAGAUGGGUUCAAUGUCUCCAUUUUUCCAUAUGGCCAAAUCUGA
This is a messenger RNA of Vicia faba (fava bean), 390 nucleotides long. The record is from the annotation of a GenBank genome assembly. NCBI's taxonomy places the organism in Eukaryota, Viridiplantae, Streptophyta, Magnoliopsida, Fabales, Fabaceae.